This is a messenger RNA of Ambispora leptoticha, 774 nucleotides long. The record is from the annotation of a GenBank genome assembly. NCBI's taxonomy places the organism in Eukaryota, Fungi, Glomeromycota, Glomeromycetes, Archaeosporales, Ambisporaceae.
UUAUCAACUGGAAAUAACUGCUUAGAUGAAUUCAUAUACAAAACACAGCAAAAUUCACGUGGUCCCAUAGACUGGUUAGAUUGGAUUGAUUAUAAACAAUUUUCCGAUAUAACUUUCCUGGCAGAAGGAGGAUUUGCUAAUGUUUAUCUGGCUAAAUGGAAGGAAGGACCACCAUUGCAAUAUCAAUGCUGGUAUGUGUCUAUUGGAAGAAAGCGUAAUAGAAACACCAAGGUUGUCUUAAAAUCUUUAAAGAAUUCUAAAAAUAUGACAAAGGAAUUUUUGAAUGAACUUGAAACUCAUCAUAAAUGUUUAAGCGAAUCAGAUAACUCUUUAAAAUGCUACGGAGUCACCUUUAUUCCGGAACAGAAUGAAUAUGCCUUAGUAUUAAAAUAUGCACAAAAUGGCAAUAUUAGACAAUAUAUACAAAAUGAAAAUGAAAAUUUAACUUGGUAUCGACGAGUUGAAUUAUUGGAAGGAAUUGUUGAUAAUCUGAAACAUAUACACUCAAAAAAUUUUAUCCAUGGUGAUCUUCAUAGUGGAAAUGUGCUCAAAGGAAAAUUGGUUUUAGAAGUUAGAAGAAUAAGAAAUCGUGGUUCAGCGUGGAUAAAUAAAGAUAUUGAUAAAGAUGAAUUAGCUGCAUCUACACGCGAACUAAAUAAAACAGACGUUAGAAAGCAAAACCUUCAUCCAGGAGCCAUUUACACAAGCAGAUUAAUUCCUUGCCUUAGCAAUACAUCAACAGUUCAUAGUGAUGAUGAUUUAUUUGCAUCCUAG